Molecule: messenger RNA, 1791 nt
Organism: Dictyostelium purpureum
Lineage: Eukaryota; Evosea; Eumycetozoa; Dictyosteliales; Dictyosteliaceae
Exons: 3
Coding region: 1-1791 (596 amino acids)
Source: RefSeq, a predicted model, not a curated record
AUGGAUAGAAAAGAAAAUUUAAUAAUACAAAAUAUAAGAAAUAAAAGUGGGAGUAUAGGAAACGCCAGUUCCCAUAGUAAUAACAACUCUCCAAGAUUAAAUGAGUCAGUUGAAUCUUUUGAUCAAAGUGUUAAAAAGAUUAAAUUAAAUGAUAUAGAAGAAAGCGACCAGUCCGAUUCUGAUGUUAAAACUGCAGUUACAGACUCCUCUUCAUCAUCACCAAUUCAAAGUGAUAAUGAAGAAAUUUUUGAAAAUAAAAAUAAUAAUAAUAAUAAUGAUUCUACAAAUACUUUAAAUAAUAAUACAAAUAAUGAUGAAAACAAUAAUCAUAAUAAAGGUGACAACAAUAAUAACGAAACCUUAGGAAGGGAUGAAAUCGAAUUAUCAAAUUUAUCAAUAGAAAAAGAACAACAUGAAUUAGAGAAAAAAUUAAAAAAAGAAAUGGAUGCAAGAAGAAAAGGCUUACCAUUCUUUAGACAUUUGUUUGAGGUUUGUGCUGAUUACGGCCAAAGUUUAUUGGUUGCUUUGGUUGGUUGCAUUCUUUGUAUUUUAAUUUCUACUGCAUAUGCAGAUCCAUCCUGGAUUCGUCGUAAUAACGGUACCGUAAAUUAUUUUUAUACCGAAGAUUAUACUGUUUUGGUUUCAACUUUCUUUGUUAUUGGUCUAGCUAUUUUUACAUUAAUUCAAUUCCUUUCGGUUUAUGGCAUGAAGAGAAUGGUUGAAACUCAUUUCUAUGCCUGGGUAAUUGGUGCUAUAGCUCUUUUCCUUGUUGUUCCAUGGGGCUUUGAACUUGGUAGUGAAGCUUGGUAUUAUUGGUUAGGUGAUAUUAUUUUAUUAAUCGUUGGCUAUACUGGUUUAUGCUUUGUAAUGGGUUAUGUUGGUAAGAGAUAUCAAACUACAAAAGAAAGAAGAUGGAACGGUUUCAAGUUUUUAACCACCGAAAUUUUAGUAUCUGCCACUGCCCUAGUAUAUGGUAUGUUUUUAAUUCAGCUUUAUACCAAUUUCUCAAACUAUGCAAAGAUGGCUUGGCGUUUAUUAGUACAUCCAGUUUACUUUGAGUGCUUUAUGAUGAUUCCAGUACGUAUGCUUGUAACCAAUCAAUUGGAGAAGAAAGGUGGUUCAUCCAUUAUGUCCACAUUGGCCGUAGUACACGCUCAAGCACAUAUUUCAACCUUGGGUCGUAUGAUGAUUUCUACCAUCAACGAAAUUGAAUUUACCGUUAUCUCUGUUUUGCUUUUAAAUCUCGGUAAAAUGGUUUUUAGAAGCACUGUUCAAUUACGUGAUGAAACUGCAAAUAAGAUAGCUCUCAAAUUAUUUAAUGUUAAAGUUACAGAAAAAGACUCAAAAGGUUUUGUUAGAGCCAUUGGUAUUUAUACAGAAAUGAUUAUGGAAAAUGCUUCAAUUCCAGCUUCAGCUUAUACUAUGUGGGCUUUCUAUAAAGUUAGAGGUAUGUUUUUCUUCCCAUAUCCAGAUUCUGGUGAAUUUACUCUCGCUGAAGCUACUAUCAAUGUUGUCAUCCAAUUAAGUAUCGCUUUUGUUUUCGAUGCCAUCACAUUGUUUAUAAACGAACGUUAUUUUGGUUACCCAUUGGAAAGAGCUUGGAAAAAGAUGAAACAACACUGGCUCCCAUUCUUUGGUUUCUUAUUAUAUGGUUUAAUGACUAUGGGUAUGGUCGGUAUUAUUUGGAUGGCUUGCAAGGUACCAAGAUUUGUUACUUGUUCAUCAUAUGAUGUUUGCUCUUGUAAAUUUGUGGAUAAUUGCCAAGAUUUUAUAGCAACAAAAUUAUCAUAA